Molecule: messenger RNA, 1604 nt
Organism: Pangasianodon hypophthalmus (striped catfish)
Lineage: Eukaryota; Metazoa; Chordata; Actinopteri; Siluriformes; Pangasiidae
Gene: parvb
Product: parvin, beta
Exons: 13
Coding region: 185-1273 (362 amino acids)
Biological process (GO): lamellipodium assembly; substrate adhesion-dependent cell spreading; establishment or maintenance of cell polarity
Cellular component (GO): focal adhesion; cytoplasm; lamellipodium
Molecular function (GO): actin binding
Source: RefSeq, a predicted model, not a curated record
CGAGUCACCCUUCACUGUCCGUCCUAAUGAAGGCCUCUUUCCGCUUGGCCAUUGUCUGCGCCGCUGUGGUGCUUUAACGCGGCAUUUCUGCUGCCUCUAGGUGCGCUCUGAAGUGCACUGAGCGGGUCGUUUCCGGAUUUGAAACACAGCCCUGGAUGCAAAGGCAAUCCCAGCAGAUUGAGAGAUGUCUACUUCCAGACCUGCGGCGCCCUCGGGAAAGAUGAAGAAGGACGAGUCUUUUCUUGGGAAGCUCGGAGGCACGUUGUCUCGCAAGAAGAAAGCAAAAGAAGUGAGUGACCUUCAGGAAGAGGGGAAGUACGCCAUCAACGCGCCACUCCUCCCUGCCAGUACUGACCUCCUCCCAGAGGACAUGCUGCUAGAGGAGAAUGCUGAGAGGAUUAUGUUAGAUCCCACCUCUAGAGAGCAUCCCAAAUUUAAAGACCUACAGAAGGUUCUGAUCGAUUGGAUCAAUAAUGAACUGGAGGAAGAGAGGAUCAUUGUUAAAGAUCUAGAAGAGGAUCUCUAUGAUGGACAGGUGCUGCAGAAGCUGUUUGAGAAGCUGUCAGGACGUAAACUGAAUGUAGCAGAAGUGACCCAGUCAGAGAUUGGUCAGAAACAGAAACUACAGACUGUACUGGAAGCAGUGAAUGAACUGCUCAGACCUCAAGGCUGGACGAUAGAUUGGGGAGUUGAUUCAAUCCACUCAAAGAACCUGGUGGCCAUCGUGUACCUGCUGGUGACUCUGGCCAUGCACUUUAUGGCCCCAAUCAGGCUCCCUGAGCAUGUCUCUGUAAAGGUGGUGGUAGUCAAGAAAAAGGAGGGCAUCUUACACACAUCACGUAUAACAAAAGAACUCACAACUACUACAGAGAUGAUGAUGGGAAGAUUUGAGAGGGAUGCCUUUGACACCUUACUGGACCAUGCACCUGACAAGCUCAAUGUGGUCAAGACGUCCCUGAUCACUUUCGUAAAUAAACACCUGAACAAACUGAAUCUGGAAGUCACUGAGCUGGAGUCACAGUUUGCAGAUGGUGUAUAUCUGGUGCUGCUGAUGGGCCUGCUGGAAGGUUAUUUUGUACCACUGUAUAAUUUUUACCUCACGCCAGAGAACUUUGAACAGAAAGUGCAUAAUGUAGCAUUUGCCUUUGAGUUGAUGCAGGAUGGAGGACUGAAGAAACCUAAAGCUCGACCGGAAGAUGUUGUGAAUUUGAACCUAAAGGCUACUCUGAGAGUCCUGUAUAACCUCUUCACCAACUACAAAAGUGCUGAUUGAUGGAGAAAAGAGAUUUUCACUGUGGAUCAACGCUUACCUUAUGCCUCACUGAUGCCAUAUGUCCACUGUUUGUAUUUAAGAACAUUUAUUUACACAUGUUGCCUUUCUUUUUAUGCUACAGAUGCUGUUGUUCUUUCAGAAAGCACUAAACGUAACUCGAAUGCUUUUAUACAUAAUUUAUGCAAACAAGGCUCACUGCUCCCAACAGUGUUACAUUAGAUUAAUAAAUGCUUGAUUUUUGGAUAUUUUAUGACCUGUGUACACUGUGGAUUAUUUAAAAUAUAAUAUAUAUUAUAACUGUAUUCUUACAAUUAUUAAACAUUUAUGUCUA